Diabrotica virgifera virgifera (western corn rootworm) is the source of this 1139-nucleotide messenger RNA. Its product is annotated as serine/threonine-protein kinase Nek8-like. Bases 123 to 950 code for a protein of 275 amino acids. NCBI's taxonomy places the organism in Eukaryota, Metazoa, Arthropoda, Insecta, Coleoptera, Chrysomelidae. Gene Ontology annotation, molecular function: protein kinase activity; ATP binding. The record is from RefSeq and is a predicted model, not a curated record. The transcript is spliced from 4 exons. Gene Ontology annotation, biological process: protein phosphorylation.
UUGUGGUAGCUUUUUGUUGCAAAAACCAAACAUCGUUUUUAGUGAGUGAUUAAACUCAUUUAAUAUUUGGGACCACGAUAUACAGGAGAAAAAUAAAAGAUUUUAAAAAGCGACGAACAGUUAUGGAUUACUAUAAUCAAGUCAAAUUAUUAGGCAGAGGAGCUUUUGGAACAAUCCAUUUAUGUGAGAAAAUCCAUAACAAACAAAAAUUGGUGCGAAAACAAAUAACUUUGGAACUAGAUGGACCCCAGCUGCAGGCGGCUAAGAACGAGGUAGCCAUAUUGAAAUCUUUAAAUCAUCCGAACAUUAUUCAGUAUUGUGAUAGUUAUGAUAGCAAAGGGAUAUUUUAUAUUGUGAUGGAGUAUGCCAGCAAAGGAACCUUGCAGCAGCUGAUUGAAAAAGAAAGACCAAAUGCGUUUGCACCCCAGUACGUCAUGGAUUUAUUCUGUCAAAUUCUAAUGGGACUGGAUCAUAUCCACCAAAAACAAGUGAUUCACAGAGAUCUGAAAACCGAGAACAUAUUCCUGACAGGUCUACGUGGUGACGUCGUUAAAAUUGGCGACUUUGGAAUUUCAAAAGCUCUGAUCAACGAAAACAAAGCCAAUACCAUAAUCGGAACCUGCAAUUACUUGGCACCUGAACUCUGCAACGGGGAAUCAUACAACGCUAAAUCUGACAUUUGGGCCUUGGGGUGCAUUCUGUAUGAGAUGUGCGCUAUGGAGAAAAUGUUUUCUGGAACGGUGUCAAACGUGGUCCUGUCCAUAGCCAGCGGUCGCAAAAAACGUGUAAACACAAAAGUCUAUGGCAAACAAAUGCAAGAAAUUAUUGAUAUGAUGCUACAAACAGAUCCCAAUAACAGGCCCGAUACAAGAGAUUUAAUGACAGAUCCUGAUGUUUUUUCCACAUUGUAUUCACUAGGUGGAUUUCUAGGAUGCAUAGACGCCGAAUAACUCAAAAAAAUUUUUAUUUUGAAUUGAGAUAUUUUAAAAGUAUUUAUGACAAAUUUUUAAGAAUUUUUUAUGUGUUUUAUAUGAUAUGUAUGUUGACUGAAUUUUUUGACUAAUUUUUGUAACUUAGAUUUUGGGUCGUCUCAUGUGACUGAAAAUCGUUUUAAUAUAAUAAAAGACAAGACAAACGUA